UUUGGAGACGGGCGGACGGACGGAGUCGUCGGCGCCGUGCGGGCCGGCCUGGGCCGGUCCAGCCAUUAUGGAGGAGGAGCUGCAGCAUUCACACUGUGUGAAUUGUGUCAGCAGACGGUGUAUGACUAGACCAGAGCCUGGGAUUUCUUGUGACUUGAUUGGCUGUCCAUUGGUUUGUGGAGCUGUUUUUCAUUCUUGUAAAGCUGCUGAGCAUCGACUUUUAUGCCCUUUUGAACGAGUGCCUUGUUUAAAUAGUGAUUUUGGAUGUCCGUUUAUAGUGGCUCGAAAUAAAGUUGCUGAACAUCUAGAAACGUGCCCUGCGAGUGUGGUGUGCUGUACUAUGGAGUGGAACCGUUGGCCGGUUAGUUAUGCAGACCGGAAAUCCUAUGAGAAUCUCAGCAGAGAUGUGGAUGAAGUAGCACAAUUAGAUAUGGCGUUGGCCCUUCAAGACCAACGAAUGCUCUUAGAAUCUCUCAAAGUAGCUACCAUGAUGUCAAAAGCCACUGACAAAGUAUCUGAUCCCAGAGAACAAAUCUCAGUAAAAUCAAGUGUUCCAGAAAUACCACAUCCCAAUGGCUUGAUAUCAGUUGAUGAAGAAUCUUAUGGUGCACUUUAUCAAGCUACUGUAGAAACAACCAGAAGUUUGGCUGCUGCUUUAGAUAUCCUGAAUACUGCCACAAGAGACAUUGGCAUGUUAAGUACAAAUCUUUGUACAUCCGCAAAUGAAAUGGAGGAAGAACAAAAUGGCCGAGAAAUCUUAGAGAACAGAAACUCAAAAGACCAAGACCAAGACCAUCUUUAUGAGAAUGAAAUUGGGGCAGUAGGUGGAAUUGAUCAUAAUGACACAAGUCUGAAUGUCCAGUCUGAACAGAACGGUUCAAGCGAUUUAUUAUGUGACUUGAACACCAGCUCACAUGGAACUUCUACUCUUUGUAAUGGCUUUCCUUUGGAAAAUAUAUGUGAGCAUGUCCUAGACCAGGAUCAGAAUUUACAUGGUGAUUCAAAGCAAAGUAAUUUAACAAAUGGAGAAUGUGUAGCAUCAGAUGACACUUCAGAUCCCUCAGGUUCACUUUCGGUAGCAGCACAACUUCGGGAAGUAAUACCAUCCAAUACCUUACCUAAUGGCACAGUUCAGCAUAUCCUCAUGCCCAGCGAUGAGGAUGAAGGAGAAUUGUAUUGGCGAAAAGUAGGUUUAGGGGACUUGAGGAAUUUGGACAUCUUACCUUUCAGUCAUACUCCUUCAUUUAAAUUUCUUUCUAAUUCAUGUUGGUCUAAGCCAAAGGAAGACAAAGCAGUAGAUACAUCAGAUUUGGAUGUUGCCGAGGACCCAAUGGGUCUCCAAGGAAUAGAUCUAAUCACAGCAGCAUUACUAUUUUGUCUAGGAGAUUCUCCAGGAGGAAGGGGCAUAUCUGAUAGUCGUAUUGUUGAUGGUUAUCACAUUGACUUCGGGACGCAGACUUUUUCACUUCCGUCUGCAAUACUAGUUACAAACACGAUGGUAGGCGAAAUAGCUUCAGCUUCAGCUUGUGAUCAUGCCAACCCACAACUUUCAAAUCCAAGUCCUUUUCAGACACUGGGACUGGAUUUAGUAUUGGAAUGUGUCGCCAGGUACCAACCCAAGCAACGUUCAAUGUUUACAUUUGUUUGUGGACAGUUAUUUAGAAGAAAAGAAUUUUCAUCACAUUUUAAGAAUGUGCAUGGUGACAUUCAUGCUGGACUCAAUGGAUGGAUGGAACAGAGGUGUCCAUUAGCAUAUUAUGGUUGUACCUACUCUCAGCGUAGAUUUUGUCCUUCCACGCAAGGAGCAAAGAUAAUCCAUGACCGACAGUUGAGGUCAUUUGGGGUUCAGCCCUGUGUUUCUACAGUAUUAGUGGAGCCUGCUAGAAACUGUGUAUUGGGAUUACAUACUGACCAUCUGAGUAGUCUUCCUUUUGAGGUGCUGCAACAUAUUGCAGGCUUUCUGGAUGGAUUCAGUUUAUGCCAGCUCUCAUGCGUGUCCAGGUUAAUGAGGGAUGUGUGUGGCAGUCUGCUUCAGUCUCGUGGAAUGGUCAUACUGCAAUGGGGAAAAAGGAAGUAUCCAGAGGGAAACUCAUCAUGGCAGAUAAAAGAAAAGGUCUGGCGAUUCAGUACUGCAUUUUGUUCUGUCAAUGAAUGGAAGUUUGCUGACAUCCUCAGCAUGGCCGACCACUUGAAGAAGUGCAGUUACAAUAUUGUAGAAAAACGUGAGGAAGCAAUCCCAUUGCCCUGUAUGUGUGUGACACGAGAACUCACUAAGGAAGGACGUUCACUUCGCUCAGUUUUAAAACCUGUACUUUAAAAACUGUAACUGCACUUGCUCAAAUAUGCAAGCACCUAGUACAAUUUUCUUUAUAAUAUGAAACACUUUAUUAAUGUAUUAAAUAUUACAGCUAGUUAAAUUUAUUGUCACAAUGUAUAUAAUGUUUUGAAGUGACAUAUAUUUUUAUAAAGUACUGUUUAAUUGGAAAAAGCUGCCUUACUGUUUGAAAUGUGUGAACUUGCUGGACAGGGGUGAUUUUAAUUCUUAGCUAUAUGAUCUUCAGAUUUGGUAUUUCUAAUGGUGUGCAUAUUUUGGUUCUUAAAUAUUUUGCUUCUUAAACUAACAUGAUCCUGACCAAACACGUAAUUCCUUGUUUUUGUGGUAUAACUCAUGCAUUCAAACAACAGAACUUUGAUUCAGAAUUUUUUCAACCUUAGUUUUUCAAGUAAGCAUUCAGUUGCUUAAGCAUUCACAUAAAAUCCUUGCAAAGUUUUACAGUGUUUCCAUUUUCUAGCGCUUCCCUUACUCUGCUUUCAUAAUAUUUGAAAUCAUAAUUAAUACUUGGUAAUGCCAUUUAUCAAGUUUUAAACUACCAGUAUUUUUGCUUUAUGUACUUAUCACUCUAAUACAGGUGUGAUCUUAGGCAGCUUUGUUUUUGAUGAGAUACUACGUACGGCCAAAGAUUCAUAGCAGUAUGUUAAAUAACAAUUGAUGCAAAAAAAAAAAGUCCUGUGAAUUUAAUUGGAAACUGUUCAUGGUAUUUACUAGCCACUUAAUAUUUGGAUAGAAGAAACAAUACCUCGUUUUAAGCAUGAAUUGGGUAUAAUGUGCGAAAAAGAUAUUCAGAUAUUCAGAAUGCAAAGGGCUUAACUUUUUAUAAGCAUUAAAAUUUUUUGUCACCUUGAUUUAAAGAUUAGUUAUGUUUUAAGUUUUAAAAUGUGAAAUUUGAUAUUGUAAGAUGACAAUCAUAAAAAGAAGAAAGAAACCUCCUUUUUGUUGACAAUCUCUAAAAUUUUUUUAGGUUAAUUUCCCAGACUUUUCUACCAAAACAAUCAUAUAUUUGUUUAAAAAAUCAAAAUAUAGCAAAAACAUCAGAAGUUUUGUUCAAAAAUUAUUUUAUUGUGCUAUACAAUUUGAUUUAACUAUUAAUCUGAUAUGGUCAAUAGAAAAGAAUAGGACUGUGAUAGUUCACUGGUAGAGCACUUGUCAUGCAUUUUUUUUAAAGCUCAGGAUUCAGUCACUGCACUAGGUGAUUGGAAAGAAGAAAUUACAAAAAAAUGAAUAUACAAGCUGUUGAAAAUAAAUCAUAAAAUGGGUAUCCAUACUUUAAUAUAUUUAUUUCUAGGUAAUUUCUGACAUCUGAAAGUAUGACUUGGUAGCAAGUUACUUUAUAACAAAACUUGAAUGUUUCCUCUUCCUAAACUAGUUCCUAAACGUGUUCUAUUGUUCAGAGGUUGAUUCCCAUAAAUGGCAAACAGGCUAGGAAGAAACAUUCCUUUGACAUUACAAACAAAUUCAGAAUGAUUUAUGACUUGGAUUAGACCUAGUCCUUAUUAUAGUCAAAAUAU
Molecule: messenger RNA, 3846 nt
Organism: Suncus etruscus (white-toothed pygmy shrew)
Lineage: Eukaryota; Metazoa; Chordata; Mammalia; Eulipotyphla; Soricidae
Gene: FBXO30
Product: F-box protein 30
Exons: 3
Coding region: 68-2317 (749 amino acids)
Molecular function (GO): protein binding; ubiquitin protein ligase activity; zinc ion binding
Source: RefSeq, a predicted model, not a curated record